CAUAGCGCAGGUUGUAUCGCGCGGUGCAGGACUUUCACAAAUUAUUUAUGACCAUGUGACAGUUUAGCUUUUCACCAGAGCAUCCUUCUUGGGGUUUUUUGUUUAUUUUAUUUUCUGGUGAUGGAAAAUUGGGGACAUUUUUGCCAUUGAAAAAAAAACUUCAGAUAUAGAGGAGAAGAUUAGAAGGCUAAGUGUAUGAUUUGACCUCCAUCAUGGAUCUAUCAAAGGAAUAUCGUGACGUUAUGUAUGUUUUGUACCUAUUUCUUCACGUGUUGUGCCUGUUUAAUGUGUCUGUUGCUCAAAAGUGCUUACAAAGUGAAGGACACGUUGUGGAGCUGUGUAGAGACAGUGCUGUACAAACCCAACAUGCUGUUAUGUUAGACACUUCCUUAUUUUCUCCUGGGAAAGGAAGCUGUACUUGUCGAUUUAAUGUCACAGGCGAUUACCUUGACAUAAGCCAUUUAGAAUCCCCCGAGCAAUGUGGAUCUAAAAUAAAUUUUCACUUGGGAUCAACGAAAAGUCCUAGUGAAUCACAAUCAAUAGACUGCACCACUUAUACAACUGAAUUUAAUACAACGGUUGUAAAGGAUGGGUCGUUAGUGUUAUCACAACUAGAAACUGGUGCCGUGGUCGCAGGAUUUUGUGUUUCCAUGGAGACAGAUCCAAACGCAAUUAUAUCUGUACAAUGUGAUGCCUUGCCAGAAAAGAGUACAGGAAGCAUAAAGAAGGAAUCACUCUCUAGUGCUGACAGUAUGUUUAGUCCCAUCUCCAUUAAAGACAUGUUUCAAGACAGGUCAACAGGUGCAUCUAAUGCAAUUCAAGAACUGCUCAGUAAGUCGGGCAUUAGUCAGGAUAGCAUAUUCUUAGAACCAAAUCUGAUCCAAACUCCGGUGAAUUCCAUCCAAUUAAUGGACAGAUUAGUUACACCUGCAAUGAUUGGAGAGGAAGUGACGACAGAGUCUACUCCACUGAACUUUUCCGCUAUCGAAAAUGUUACCGAAUCUGAUGUUACUCCUUCGACAUUCCCAGCCUUAGUAACUGAACAAAAACCAUCAAACACAAGUAUCAAUCCUUCAGUUGUUUUAACAAGUGAACAAACCUCGUCACAAACAAACAUCAUUCCUUCAACAGUUUCAUCUCUCUCUACUCAACAUCACUCUACACAUAUCGAUGACAGUACCUCAUCUAUUUCACCAUCAAAAGUCUUGAAGAAAUUAGCAACCACAACCUCUUUACAAACAUCUACCACAGUUCCCAUUACUGCGAGCCACCACCAAGAAGCAAUCAUUGCUUCAAAUGCUGCCAUAAAAAGUUCAUUUAUACCAAGUCACUCCAUCUCUCCAACUACAGCACAGACAGAUGAGCACAUCCUUUCAUCACUUACGGGAACUGAAACAAGCACAAUAACUUUGUCAAGUUCAACAUCAUUCUCAACCACUGUGACAACUGACAAUACAACGCCAUUGAGAAUGGAAGAGUCAACACUCUUUGAUGAGAAGACUGUAAAUACGAUAUCUCCAACAGCAGUCUACACAGCGUCAUCGACAGCAUCUUCGUCACCAGAAAUAAUUGCUCAAUUUGAAGUAUCUAAGGCUAUAUCAACUGUGAGCAGUACUGAUAUAACAAGUCCCAUCCUUUCCUCGAUAAUUCUGGGGGUAUCAACAUCCGAGUCAAAAUCAGAAUCGUCGACAUCUGGCUCAGAUUUAACAACAUCUGUUUUAUCAUCAACACCAACAAGUUCAUCGUUGAUACCCCCUCAAACAGGAAUGUUUCUACCAUCAGAAAUCGGUACAAAGUCGGAAACACCUUCAUCAACACUAGAAGAAACGGUGACACCAUCUCGUAAAUUGGCACGAAUUUCACAGGAUGGGAUAACUGGAUCAAACAUGCUAAAAUCUUCAAUAACUGAGCACGAAAUUUUAUCAUCUACGGAGAGUUUAUCGACCACGUAUUCAUCCAGCCUUCCUGAUCUGAAGGAGUUGUACUCCGAGGAACUCCAACAGAUGUCGUCUUUCGCCGUAUCUGCUCCACAAUCUAAAAUUACAAAAACAACUGUUUCACGACAAACGGAUGUACCAACGUCAACGCUUACCCCAGAGAAAGAGAAAACAACUGCAGCAACAACACUAGAAGUGACAGUGACCACUGAGGAACCAAUUAUCUCCGAAAUUGUAGAAACAACAACCACAGAACGUCUCACUACGGUGGAAACAUCAACGAUAGAACCUGUUACGAAAUCAUCUACUUUAGCAAAUGAACCAACCGAGACUACAGAUGACCCAUCGAUGAGGAUGACAGAUACCACUAAAUCAACAACACUGCAAGUUACGAAAGAUGUUCCGAGUCCAACAACGAUCAAAUCUAUGACCACAGCAUCAAAACCAACAUUAGGAACAACAACAUUUAAGCCAACGACAGAAAGUGUGGACCCAGUAAUAUCAAGACAAACAACAGCCAUUCCAGCUUCAGAAGACCCUUCCACUAAACAGCCAACCGUCGUACCUAGCGUCAAACCGAGAGGUGAUCUGCAACCGAGAACCGCAAAACCAAUGAUUGUCAAAAAACCGGUUAUGACAAGACUUCCCCCAAUCGUUAUUCCUAUUGAUUCACCAAAGGAAACGUCUCUCAAACCGUCUUUCAAGCCUGGGAAGAAUGAUAAAAGCAAAGAUGUAGGAAGUGAAAAGCCCCCAGCAGAUCUCUCAACAGUGGAUGACUCGGAAGAUCUUGAUGAUGAUACGAUUACAGUCAUCGUUGUUGGUUCAGUCAUUGGUAUCCUGGUCUUUAUUGCAAUCAUCGUGAUAUUGGCUACGUUUUUAAAAUCAAGGAGAAAAGUCAAUAAACAACCAGAGGAGAAGGACGAUAUCGAAAUGAAUGGAGGAACGAAAGGAAUCGAUAAUCCUUUACUUCAGCUGGAAGAGGAGGAAUCUGCUGCUAAUGGAUCAGCAGUACUCACGAACGGAAAGGCAAACGGAGUGGUAGAAGAAUCCCCAAGUGAAAGUGGAAAAGCCGAAGUCACGGCGGAAAAAGCCGAAGUCACGGUGGAAAAUGCAGAUGAUAAACCGGAAAAGGCAGGAAAGAGUUCCGAUGAUAUCCAGUGAAUCCGGGUUUCACUAACGUUCCAAAAAUUGAAUCCUUUUUCCGUGAUUGUUGUUUUGUGAACGGGAAAAUGAUGCACCUUAGCCGAAAUGACUCGGUCGUAUCUGAUCCUGAGAGCAAGGGGCGUUAUUAUAGUACAGGGUAUCUUGCAGUGUCAAUGUGAAAUUGAUUAUCAUGACCAAGGCGUUAGUUAGAUAUUAAAUUUGAUAGCUGUUUGAGUAACAGGAGACAGUAUUCCUGCGUUUUAAGACUUUUUUGUUUCUUUUUGUAUAAAACGUGCUUUCUGUUUGUCAAUGAUUGUCAUUUUCUUGUAGUGGCUUUGAUAGGUGAUCACUUAAUCAUCGAAACAUUGUAUAAACUGAGUGUUUCUAGUCAAAGCACAGUCAUUUAUAUACUUGCAUAUGUAAACAUAACCAUUCUAGAAUAUCAAACAGGGAAAAGUCAUUCAAUAUGAUCUGCUUACUAGAAAAAUUAUUGUGAUUUUGAAGCAUCAUUAAUAUUCCUCUGGAAGCAUAAGGUGAAUUGAAUUUGAGAUAAUAAUGAGCGACAUGUGUAUGUGUGUGAAAGAGAGAUAAUGGGAGAGAGAGAAAGAAUGUGACAAAAAGAUAGAUAUUGUUGAAUAAUAAAAUCUUUAACUUUUCUC
This is a messenger RNA of Ostrea edulis (European flat oyster), 3739 nucleotides long. Its product is annotated as mucin-2-like. NCBI's taxonomy places the organism in Eukaryota, Metazoa, Mollusca, Bivalvia, Ostreida, Ostreidae. The coding region runs from base 213 to 3098 and encodes 961 amino acids. The transcript is spliced from 6 exons. The record is from RefSeq and is a predicted model, not a curated record.